UUAAAAUUCCUUGUUUUUCUGCGCCGGCAAAGACAAAAUUCUGUAUAGUCACUUACUUUCCUCUUCACUGCCAACCUAAACGUUUCAUACAGCAAAGAUGCCUUCCAGCACGACUAACUUUCUCUCUCACCUAGCGCAAGUGGAAGUGUGUGAUGUGCAGUACAACAUACGAGUGCUGAAAAUGAAAGAUUCGGUGUUUAUCUACGUCGGCGAGGACAAGGCGGAAACGUUCGACGAACUGGCCAUUGCCAUGCCCGACGCGAACGAUGCUUCUUCCGGUGUGCUAGGCUCGACAAUCAUUGGACCCCGCGAUGGUAGCGGUUCUCAGGAACUGGCGCAGCUAAUAGCGAGGAAGCUCAAGAAACCGGUGUACCUGAGCCUUAGCACGAACGUCCCGAACGAUCGAAUCGUGCGGCCAUCGAUUGAGAAGAAGAUUUUCGAAGACAUCAAAAACAAUAUCGAGUGCUUUUGAAGCUCCAAGCAUAGACAAUACGUCCUUAACGAAGGGAACGGCGGCAUUUUAGAUGGAACACCAGAUUAGUGGCAGGAUGUGCGAUACCUCACGGUAGAGGAAGGGGCUUUUUCCAUAUUAAGUGUGUGAUUUUAAGAUGCUUGCUACAGAUAAUAUUCAAAUACGCUGCGCUAUAUAUAAUAUUUUUUGAGAAUAAACUAAAAUACACAAAGCAGGAAACAA
Messenger RNA from Anopheles coustani, 694 nucleotides. RefSeq lists its product as uncharacterized. The coding region runs from base 98 to 472 and encodes 124 amino acids. The transcript is spliced from 2 exons. NCBI's taxonomy places the organism in Eukaryota, Metazoa, Arthropoda, Insecta, Diptera, Culicidae. The record is from RefSeq and is a predicted model, not a curated record. Gene Ontology annotation, biological process: proteasome assembly.